AUGUCUUUGUCAAGACAGCUUCUUCUUACCAUUGGAGAAACUGGCAACAAAGAAGGCCAGUUAAAAGAGCCAUGUGGACUCACUGCAUGGACAAAUGGUGAAGUAGUUGUCGCUGAUCGCGGUAAUAGCAGAAUUCAGGUGUUCGACCGACAUGGGCAUUACAAGUACCAUUUUACUUAUAAUGACUUCAAGAGACCAUUCGACCCUAUUGAUGUAGCAAUCACAAGAGAUGACAGUAUUAUGGUGACUGACUACAGUAAUUGUAAGAUUGUCGUAUUUGACCGUAAUGGCCAGAUGAUUGAUCAAGUUGGCCAUCAGGAAAUCCAUGGCCCAUGGGGAAUCACAGUCAAAGAGGAUGGUAGCUUUUAUGUAGUUGAUAGAGAUUUUAAGAGUGUUGUCUUCUAUGAUAUGUAUGGUACACAUAUGAAUACCAUCGGUGGGCCGGGAAAAGAGACUGGUGAUCUCCGCUUCCCACUCUAUGCUGCUACAAGUCAAGAUGGGAAUUGUGUCUAUGUCACCGAUAGUAUAGGCCAAGCUGUGAAAGUUUACGACUCUCAUGGGACUUACAUGCAUCAGCUGAGUGUAAGAGGACAAAAGGAGGGGCAGAUCUUUUGGCCGACUGGGGUUGCAGUUGAUAGGAAAGGCAAUGUGAUUGUAGCAGAGUUUCAGGAUGUUUUUGGAGGUGGUUGUAACAGACUGCAACGAUUUCAGCCGGAUGGAGUUUUUGUAGAUAGAAUUGAUGACAAGGGGAAUCUUAGCCAUCCACUCGGCCUGGCUGUCAGCUCUCCACUUGGUAAUACACAGAGACUGUACGUCUCUGACUGGGGUCAUGACUUAAUCAAAGUCUAUCAAAUUUACAUUUCUUGA
Molecule: messenger RNA, 867 nt
Organism: Saccoglossus kowalevskii
Lineage: Eukaryota; Metazoa; Hemichordata; Enteropneusta; Harrimaniidae
Biological process (GO): proteasome-mediated ubiquitin-dependent protein catabolic process; protein polyubiquitination
Molecular function (GO): protein binding; ubiquitin protein ligase activity
Source: RefSeq, a predicted model, not a curated record